CCCGCGUUUUAUAAAAAGGAAUUGUCACCCUCUGCCAUCACCACGCUGUCACCCCCCUCCCGCCUUGAAAUACCUACGAAUCCUAUCCGAUUUCCAUUCUAUACACUUCAAUCCGAUUAUAUAUAUAUACACAUAAAAACAUCGACAUCAUGGCUCCUAACAAGACUCUCGUCUUCAGCAAGAUCCCCGUCGGCCAGCCCAAGGUUGGCGAGGACUUGACCUACGAAACCCGCGAGAUUAACCUGGACGAGGUCCCAGCUGGCGGCUUGAUAAUCAAAAUUGAGUCUGUUUCUCUGGACCCGUACAUGCGCGGCCGCAUGCGUGACGCGUCCAUCAAGUCAUACUCUCCUGCUUACACCCUCGGCGACCCAGUGGAAGCUUUGGGCCUCGGCAAGGUCGUCAAGAGCGCCAGCCCCGAUUACGCCGAAGGCGACCUUGUUCGCGGACGAUUCGAUAUUGCGGAAUACAUUGCAUUCCCUGGUGAACACUUUGAGCGACGCAACCUCGAGAAGAUCUCCAACCCCCACAACCUCGACCUCGAGCUGUUCCUCGGCCCUCUGGGCAUGCCCGGUCUGACUGCUUGGUCCAGUCUGUUUGAGAUUGGUAAGCCCAAGAAGGGUGAUACCAUUUUCAUCAGCUCUGCUGCUGGUGCCGUUGGUCAGACUGUCGCACAGAUCGCUAAGCAUGAAGGCCUGCGCGUGCUUGGCUCCGUUGGCUCCAAGGAUAAGCUUGAUUACAUCAUCAACGAGCUUGGCUUUGACGACGGCUUUGACUACAAGGUUGAGAAGCCAGUCGAGGCUCUGGCUCGCAUUGCCCCGGAAGGCAUCGAUAUCUACUUUGACAAUGUCGGUGGUGAGCAGCUCUCUGCCGCCAUCACCCACAUGAAGGACUGGGGUCGCAUUAUUGCUUGCGGUGCUAUCAGCUCAUUCAGCCCCGAGGGCCCUUACGCCAUCAAGAACAUGGGCCAGGUUGUGCCCAAGCGCAUUCAAAUGGAGGGCUUCAUUGUUGGCGACCCCCGAUUCGGCCCCAAGUACUUUGCUGAGCACCAGGAGACUAUGCAGAAGUGGAUCAAGGAAGGAAACUUCAAGGCCAAGCUGUGGGUUACCGAGGGCAUCGACAAGGCUGGUGAUGCCUUUGUAGGCAUGCUCCGCGGCGAGAACCAGGGCAAGGCCGUUGUCAGAUUUUAGAGAGGGUGCAGCAGUAUAUAUUUUGAGAGAACAAAAAACGCAUGAAUGUGUAAAUAAAUAGAAUAUUUUAUCAGAUAUAUUUUUGAGCAGCUGCUAUGGAGUAUUUUGUAGAAUGCGAAUAGGUAACAAUGCCAAUAACUAUACAGUGCAGCUGGCUCUCGUGUGUCUAGCGACGAAGAGCCAGUAUAAGCUCGAGUAAAGCAGCGCCCAUCCUGUAAGAGCCGUCUCGGGUGGCUUAUUGGUCAUUACGACGCCAUUGGCC
This is a messenger RNA of [Torrubiella] hemipterigena, 1449 nucleotides long. NCBI's taxonomy places the organism in Eukaryota, Fungi, Ascomycota, Sordariomycetes, Hypocreales, Clavicipitaceae. The record is from the annotation of a GenBank genome assembly.